UCGGAAUUAAAUCUAGUUUUAAUAUUCCAAGUAAUUAGCAGCAGGGAAAUAAUUAAAUCGAAUAAUUGUAUAAAAGCCAAACAAAAAUCCAAAAACAGUACAGUUUAACAAAAUUUUAUUAAUCUGCUAAAACAAAAAUGUUCAAAUUAUUCCUUAUCACCACAUUGAUAGCCUUCGCUGCUGCUGUUAGCGACGAUGAUGUCCAUGCUGAAGCCACUCUCUUGAAAUCCGAUGUCAGACCUGAUGGUUUCGAUUCUGCUUUGGAGACCACCAAUCACAUCCAUCAAGUUGCCUCCGGUGAUGAACAUGGCAACAUUCAUGGUGACUUUGAAUGGGUUUCUCCUGAAGGCGAACACAUUAAGGUUUCCUAUGUUGCCGAUGAGAAUGGCUAUCAACCCAGCAGCGAUUUGUUGCCCACUCCACCACCAGUACCAGAGGCCAUCUUGAAGGCUAUUGAGUACAUCAAGGCUCAUCCCCCUCACGAUGAACCCCAUCAUUAAGUGGAUGAUUCAUUUUUGGAAAAUUUUUAAUUUUUUUUUUUAACUAACAAUAAAUUACAAUUGAAACUGAAGCAAAUAA
Molecule: messenger RNA, 579 nt
Organism: Calliphora vicina (urban bluebottle blowfly)
Lineage: Eukaryota; Metazoa; Arthropoda; Insecta; Diptera; Calliphoridae
Product: larval cuticle protein 4-like
Exons: 2
Coding region: 138-500 (120 amino acids)
Cellular component (GO): chitin-based extracellular matrix
Molecular function (GO): structural constituent of chitin-based larval cuticle
Source: RefSeq, a predicted model, not a curated record